Messenger RNA from Hirsutella rhossiliensis, 417 nucleotides. RefSeq lists its product as uncharacterized. NCBI's taxonomy places the organism in Eukaryota, Fungi, Ascomycota, Sordariomycetes, Hypocreales, Ophiocordycipitaceae. Bases 1 to 417 code for a protein of 138 amino acids. The transcript has a single exon. The record is from RefSeq and is a predicted model, not a curated record.
AUGCCUCCGAUUGAUUACUCAAAGUGGGACAACAUCGACACCGAUUCGGAGCCAGAGACAUCGCCCCAGCAAGCGCCAGCGGCAAAACCCACCCCGCCGGCCACGCAUGCCUCGCCGCCGAUGGGUACGUCAGGUUUGAGGGAAACGCACAGCAAGUCGGGGCAUGUCGAAGCUGUCAUUGUCCGAUGCGAGGCCGAGAAACGCAAGUUUCCCCUCUGGUCUGCCACUAUAAUCCCUGCGAAUCAUAAUAUGUUUUCGCAGUCGGUGCCCUCCGUCCCAGCGCUCAUCGAGGUCCCGCUGGUCCUCUAUCGGACGGGGACUCAGUCCGUUAACGAGGCAGACCUCGAUAACCAGAUUGCUACGUACCUUAAUAUUGAUGCCGACUCCGGGUUUGCACCUCUAGAAUGGCAGUCAUAA